Messenger RNA from Dothidotthia symphoricarpi CBS 119687, 1347 nucleotides. RefSeq lists its product as uncharacterized. The record is from RefSeq and is a predicted model, not a curated record. Lineage: Eukaryota; Fungi; Ascomycota; Dothideomycetes; Pleosporales; Dothidotthiaceae. The transcript has 2 exons. The coding region runs from base 305 to 1123 and encodes 272 amino acids.
GUUUUGAUAGUGAACAUGCUCCGAUUUCAACAGCAGAUACCCCGUCAAGAGAGGAAAUGGAAAAUUGGUCUGCAAGAGCCCGAAGACCAGCCCCAUGAGAAGAGGUCAAGUCAGAACAUGGCGCAGAUGCAUAAGAGACUUGGCUGGACGGACGAUAGAGACUGCAUUACAGAAGACAAAUAAGAGCACUCCAGCACCCUCUCGUCUUUCCAUCUCAGACAACAAUCUUCUACAGUUCAACCAGCGACCAUCCACCUUCCCAUCUUGCUACACAGCCAAUUCCAACAGACUCAUAUCAUAAAAUAUGUCGGUCCCCAAUGCAACAAUCGCAUUCUUCGGCGCUACAGGCGGCACCGCCUGCUCCGCCCUCGCCCACGCUCUACGUUCAGGAUACCACUGCACAGCUCUAGCACGCACGCCCGAGAAGCUGCACUCGAUGCUCACAAGCGAGCACAAACUCGACGCCUCGCUCCUCACCACGAACCUAACCAUCAUCCCUGGCCACGCAAAAGACAUCCCCGCCGUAGCAAAAACCCUUAUCUCCCCCCUCUCCCCCACCCACCUCGUCUCAACAAUCUUCUCCGGCAUCGGCAGCCUGCCUAAAUUCCAAGUCUCCCUCCUCAACCCCAUUACGCUCACUGACAUGUCUAUCUGCUUCGACUGCACGACCACGAUCUUCUCCGCGCUCGAAGUCCUGCGCGAGCAGAACAUUAGCAGCGCUGUUGACGGACGCAAACCGCUGUUUUUGUUUAUUUCUACGACGGGCUUGAGUAACAAGAAGAGAGAUGUGCCGUUCGCGUUGUGGCCGCUGUAUCGUUGGUUGCUGCAUGUUCCGCAUGAGGAUAAGAAGAAGUCUGAGGAGUUGCUGUUUGCGGAUCGGGGGGGACAUGUGAGGGAUUUCGUGAUUGUGAGGCCGACUUUGUUGACGGAUAGUGAGCCGAAAGGGGCGCAGAGUGUGAAGGCGGGGUGGGAGUGGGGGUUGGAUGAGGCCAGGGAUGGAGUAAAGGAAUUGGGGCCAAUGCUGGGGUAUAGUGUGGGGAGGAAGGAUGUUGGGGAGUGGAUCUUCAAAAAGUGUGUCGUUGAGGGGGGAUGGGAGGGACGUUGUGUGAGUUUGACUUAUUGAUUAGGAGAGACGGUCAGUGAUUGUUUGGGAAAGGACGGCCAGGAAGAUCGUUAAUAUGUGUUAUUCUUGUUUUAGUUUUGUUUAUUGACGCACCUAAUCGAUAUGACUGCUAAUAGUGAAUGUCAUGUAAAACUUGUCAGUCGUUUGUGGCGUGAGUAGCAGUAGUCUGCGCUAGUUAUUGUUAACACUGUAGUCUUGGAACAUAGGUUAGGAGCAAACUCAAG